CUACAUGAACUUAUAUUGUGGUUAACCGCUGCUUCACGCGCCACGUGAGCGCGAGAUUGAAAAAUAAGAGUGUCUGCUAAGGAUAGUUAAACAUUUUGAAAGAUGGAUUACCUGCUUACGCUCAUUUCUAACGAGAAAACAUGAUUUGUCGACUCCAAAGAAACGUUGGGAGGUUUUUUUAAAUACUUUUUGAUGGUUGUAAAAAUAAACCACGUCAAUUAAAGCUAGUAACGAUCAGUUUCGCGAAAAGUUAAAAUUGGAAACACAAAAGUUUUUUCAGAGUUUAAUAAGAUUACCGAUAAGUGCAGCGCGAGCCAAUAUAAACUUAGCAAAUAGACUUUAAUGCGCCGAUAUGACAGUAAUGUAAUCAGCGGGAGGAAGAUACGUUAAAAUACGAAAACGCCGAGAUUUAUAGCAAACGACAAGAGGAUAUAGGAUUAACUCGGGUCUCUUUUAGAAUUAUAACGAAUAUCACCAACGUCGCAUUCAGGCGAUCUUCCGAAAGAUAUUUUGGUGACUUUUUGGGUGGUCUUAUGUUGUGAUUCAAGAAUUCAUUUUGAUAACUUUCCUGUAGAGUUUCAGCUAAAUUGAGUGAAAAGCUGUUGGAAUGAGACUUUGAUGGGUUCUUGGGUUAAGAUAAUGGAUGACUUGCUGUGAUUCAAGAAUUGGGGAUUUGCCCGGGUUAAGAAGUUGGAGAUUCAGAAAGAUCAACUAAAUAUUCUUGGAAUAAUGACAGUGCUUUAUUCGGAUUAUUAAACGGGUUUCUUGGAUUCCUCUCUUGCACAGUGUUUCAGUCAGAUUGUCUUGUGAGCGCGAGAUCUUUUUUAGUCAAAUAGGUUAUCAAAAUAGUGUUUAAACUUAGAACUUUGAUGGUAUUUCAACGAUAGAAAGUUUCCUGGGUUCAAACAUUUGAGAGUCUUUCAACUGUAUGGAUAAAAGGGGUCCGGGUGUAGGAAUUUUAUUAGUGUUUUAAUUAGAUUAUUAGUGUUUACAAUUAGUGUUUUCAAGAAUCAGUGUUUUAGAGAAUUAGUGUUUUAGAGAAUUAUUGUUUUACAGAAUUAGUGUUUUACAGAAUUAGUGCUUUACAGAAUUGAUGUUUUAAAGAAUAAGUGUUUGGUGUUUAAACGAAUUACAGUUUUAGAGAAUUGGUGUUUUAAAGAAUAAGUGUUUCAGAUAAUUGGUGUUUAAGAGAAUUGAUGUUUUAAGGAUUUGUUGUUUAAGAGAAUUGAUGUUUUAAAGAAUUGUUGUUUAGGAGAAUUGAUGUUUUAAGGAAUUAGUGAUUAAGAGAAUUGAUGUUUUAAAUACUUAGUAUUUGAAAGAAUAAGUUUUUCAGACAAGUGGUGUUUAAAAAGAAUAGAUGUUUAUGGAUUUAGUGUUUAAGAUAUUUGAUGUUUUAAAGAAUUAGUGUUUAAGAGAAUUGCUGUUUUAAAGAAUUAGUGUUUAAGAGAAUUGAUGUUUUAAAGAAUUGUUGUUUUUGAGAAGAUGUGCAGUAGACAGAUUACGAUGUAUUUGUACAGUAAUAUAUUGUUUUGUAUAUUAACAAUACCUAUUAUAGUCGUCUCUAGGAAUAUUGUGGAAGAUAAUCAGAAUGGUGCCAGUGAAGAGCGAUGGUUGUCCGAUGGGGUGUUUUAUGAUUAUAUGGCUGAUGCACCUGUAGGGAUGACGCCAUCCGAUCAAUUUGAUGAUAAAUGUCCACCUGUACCAGAGAACCUGUUAGAUGGUGCUUGUGAUGCUGUUAUAUGUAAUUCAGAUAGAGAAUGUUCUGAUGAAUCGUUUAAAUGUUGUUAUAAUGGAUGUACCUAUACAUGUAGACCUAAAGUUCAACCACCGCCAUUUGUUGAUUGGAUUCAUGAACCAAGAAGACGACUGAGUUCAGGUCGUUCCUGGUUGGUUAAUGGUCCAGAUACAGAACGAGAAGUUGAAAUCUGUAGUACCUCACCAGUAGAAAUAGACGAAGAUCCGUUAAUGUGUCCCCAUGGUUACUACUGUAAUAUCGAAGAUUAUGGUAACCCCAAGAAGGGAAUUCCAAAUAGAGGACACUGUGUAAAACAAGCAGACGAUCAAAAAUUAGAUACCAUAAAAGGAGAUUUGGCUGAUACGGGUAUUACAGACGACAGUGACGACAUGAUAUACAAAAAACAUGGCUGCCUUCUAGACGAUCAGUUAAUACUGGAACAGGCUACUAUACAGCUAGAAGGACAAAUCUGUCAUUGUAAAUCUGGUGAACUGGUGUGCGAAGAUGAAUAAUAAAAGAAGGCCGUGCCACUCUAUGACAUUCCAAAUAUUUGAAGCAAUUACUCUAUAAGACAUGAUCAAUGACGGACUGAAGGUCAUGACUGGAGGGGGGGGGGUCGCUGGGCCUAGCCCAAACACCUUAGGGGUUGUCUCCCCUGGGCGCGGAAGAAUAUUAAAACAAGAAUAACUGUAAAUUGUGCUUUUUCAAGUAUAUCCAAAGUGCAAAACCUCCAGAGAUGCUUUGCUUAUUAAUUUAUUGAUCAAAAACGACGUAAAUUCAAGAACAUUAUCUUCUAUAGGUGUCCCUGAACUUUUUAUAAUCACAGGUUUCUUCUCGGUUUACCCUUGGAUAUGAUGUCAGUGCGAUUGUAUGUUUGAAUUAAAAAAAAGAAAAUAAUUGAUCGAGGAACAAUGUUUGAAAAUCGAAUCUAUUGAAAUGUUGGAAGGGGGCGUUUUUAUACGUAAUAUAGUAAUUCUCUAUAAUUAUUGUACUUUUCAAUCAACUUAAUGAGUAAAAUGAAAUGGGGUUUAA
Molecule: messenger RNA, 2767 nt
Organism: Patella vulgata (common limpet)
Lineage: Eukaryota; Metazoa; Mollusca; Gastropoda; Patellidae
Exons: 7
Coding region: 1483-2247 (254 amino acids)
Biological process (GO): regulation of cell growth
Cellular component (GO): extracellular region
Molecular function (GO): peptidase inhibitor activity
Source: RefSeq, a predicted model, not a curated record